AGGAAACCCUAGCGGCGGAGAUGACGAAUAAUCCUAUAGCCCCACCACCUCCUGCGAAGAAAAGGAAGACGUCGUUGUCAUCAAUUCCAGAUGAUGUCAUUGUGAACGUCUUAGCUCGGAUCUCGAUAUCUCAGUACCGUUCCCUCUGCUUAGUCUCCAAAAACUUCUACUCUCUUCUAUCUUCUCCAGAUAUCUACUUUGCUCGAUCCCUAAUCGGUAUCACAGACGCUCGCCUCUACGUGUGCCUACGGCUACCCACUCCCUCCUCCAGUCAUCGUCACAGAUGGUUCAAUCUCGGCUACCGUCAGGGUCAGUUAAGUUUAGUACCGGUAAGAACACUCUCUUCCUCACCCGACCGGUUAAACUCAACCUCUGUCGCCGUCCAUUCCGAAAUCUACCAGAUAGGAGGAGGAAGCAACGAGGACAAGCGGACCAGAGCCGUUAGAGUUCUUGAUUGUCGGAGUCGUACGUGGCGCCCUGCUCCCGACAUGAAGGUGGCAAGGAAACACGCUAGGUCUUAUUUUUUAGAUGACAAGAUAUAUGUAAUAGGAGGAUGCAAGGAAAAUUGGGGUGAGGUUUUCGACCUAAAGACUCAGAAUUGGAAGCCAUUGCCUAAGCCUCCUAGUGAUCAUGAUCACAAAGGUGUGGUUUAUGGAGGAAGGCUAUACGCUUUCACCAUGAACAAGAACAAGAACUACGCAUAUGAUCCGAAAGAAGAAAGAUGGGUACAAGAGGCGGGGUUUGUGGGUCUAGGACGUAUAACCGGACCUUUGUGCGUUAUAGGAAAUGAGAUUUUUGCUGAACAUGACCGUAAGUACACGUGGUAUAACCCAACGAAUGGAAAGCAGCAGGUAAUAGAUGGUUUGAAUGAUGUGUACAAGAAACGUGCUAAUAAUUACAGAACCAUUCAAUUAGUUAACCAUGGUGGGAAACUGGUAAUUCUAUGGAAUGAGACUCGCAGGAAACGCAAGCGUCUUUGGUGUGCGGUGGUUAGCUUGGAGGAGCGUUCGACUCCAUUGGGAACUCGUAUGCGGGGGAAGGUCGAACGAUGCGAUCUUCUUUUGGAUUCAGCCCACAAGUCAUAUAUGCUCUCAAGCUGCCUAUCGGUUUUGCUCUGAAACUCAGAAGGGGAGAGGGAUAAAAUCAUCAUCAUGUGGGUAUAGGU
Molecule: messenger RNA, 1165 nt
Organism: Brassica oleracea var. oleracea
Lineage: Eukaryota; Viridiplantae; Streptophyta; Magnoliopsida; Brassicales; Brassicaceae
Product: putative F-box/kelch-repeat protein At4g35120
Exons: 2
Coding region: 21-1118 (365 amino acids)
Molecular function (GO): protein binding
Source: RefSeq, a predicted model, not a curated record